This is a messenger RNA of Suncus etruscus (white-toothed pygmy shrew), 905 nucleotides long. It is a transcript of the gene SLBP, whose product is annotated as stem-loop binding protein. The coding region runs from base 14 to 835 and encodes 273 amino acids. Gene Ontology annotation, biological process: mRNA 3'-end processing by stem-loop binding and cleavage; mRNA transport. Gene Ontology annotation, cellular component: histone pre-mRNA 3'end processing complex; cytoplasm. The transcript is spliced from 8 exons. NCBI's taxonomy places the organism in Eukaryota, Metazoa, Chordata, Mammalia, Eulipotyphla, Soricidae. The record is from RefSeq and is a predicted model, not a curated record. Gene Ontology annotation, molecular function: mRNA binding; histone pre-mRNA stem-loop binding.
UCCCCGCGCCGCCAUGGCCUGCCGCCCUCGGAGCCCGCCCGGCCGCGGCGAGCGUUGGUCCAGCCCGCCGGCGCCCGCCAGGUGGAGCCUCGGCCGCAAGCGCAGGGCGGACGGCCGCCGCAGCACGCCCGACGACCGCGACCGCGACCACGACCGCAGCCCCGCCGGGACGCCCGCACACGCGCACAGGCCCGACAGUUUUACCACCCCUGAAGGCCCUAAAGCCCGCUCUAGGUGUGCCGACUGGGCCAGUGCAGUAGAAGAGGAUGAGAUGAGGACCAGAGUUAACAAAGAAAUUGCAAGAUACAAGAGGAAACUGCUCAUAAAUGACUUGGGGAGAGAGCGGAAGUGCUCAUCGGGAAGUUCUGAUUCGAAGGAGUCCACGACGGCCACUGACUUGGAGACGGACGAGAGCGUCCUGAUGAGGAGACAGAAGCAGAUCAACUAUGGCAAGAACACCAUCGCCUAUGACCGCUACAUCAAAGAGGUGCCCCGGCACCUGCGGCAGCCUGGCAUCCACCCUAAAACGCCCAACAAAUUCAAGAAGUACAGCCGGCGUUCCUGGGACCAGCAGAUCAAACUCUGGAAGGUGGCUUUGCACUUCUGGGACCCUCCGGUUGAGGAAGGCUCUGAGCUGCAGGAAUUACACCCUGUGGACCUGGGUGGGAUGGAGACAGAGUCUGCAGGCAGCAGCUCCAGCUCCCAGGAGGAGAGCUAUGCUAUGGAGUCUGGCACGCCCACCAAAGUGCGACAUGUGGACAGCCAGGCUGGGGACGAGUUCGACCUGGAGGCCUGUCUCACCGAGCCAGUGAGAGACCUCUCGGCUAUGAGCUAACAGUGAUCCCUGGCAACCAAGAACACAUGGCUGUCCCUGGCCGGAGACCAGCCUGUCCGCAUUCUUCUUG